Penicillium bovifimosum is the source of this 1380-nucleotide messenger RNA. RefSeq names its product cation efflux family protein family. Gene Ontology annotation, molecular function: zinc ion transmembrane transporter activity. Bases 1 to 1380 code for a protein of 459 amino acids. The transcript has 2 exons. Lineage: Eukaryota; Fungi; Ascomycota; Eurotiomycetes; Eurotiales; Aspergillaceae. Gene Ontology annotation, cellular component: membrane; Golgi apparatus. Gene Ontology annotation, biological process: transmembrane transport; intracellular zinc ion homeostasis; zinc ion transport. The record is from RefSeq and is a predicted model, not a curated record.
AUGGCUUCGAACCUUCCCCUCCCUAUUCCGCCGCGCACCCCCACUCCGCCACUGGAUGAUCAACAUGCCCAUAUCAGCUCAGGGAUACCCAUCGAUCGCGAUGCCCUAUCGCCAUUGAGAUCUGCCUUUCCAAAGGGUGUCAUGGAUGCCGAAAGCAGAGACACGCUUAGCCCCACAAAAUCAUCUUUCAACCUAGCAACCUCACCGGAAGAUGCAGAGACACCAAUUGAUAAUGCCACGGGCGACAAGGCCCCAGGGCCGUUCAAUUUCAGUACCACCGUGAUGGCGAAGAGCCCAGUAGUCAAGUCGAAUAUGGGACAACGUCGGGGCCACAAGUACAAGCACAGUAGUAUCUCGCACCAGAUCUUCCUCGAGCCUCCUCCGCGCGCACCGCUUGCACUUCCAAAUUCCCUGCCGAUACCGACAUUCAAAGAGUAUAGAUCUAGCAUGUCGAAGGAUCAAAAGACUCGCUUUUGGUGGAGUCUUUGCCACAUGUUCGUUGCGGCAUAUACACUCUGGACCGCACAUGGGUCUCUGGCUAUGACAGCAUUAUCACAUUUGAUUCUAUUCGACUCACUCGGUGCUCUGCUAUGUGUUGCAGUUGAUGUACUGGGGAAUUUCGAAGUCUGGAAAAGAUCCAGUAUCCGCCACCCCUUCGGCCUUGAACGCGCAGAAGUUCUAGCUGGGUUUGCGAUGGCCGUCCUCCUCUUGUUCAUGGGAAUGGACCUUAUCUCUCACAACCUGCAACACUUCCUGGAGAAGGCUGGCCACGAGCCCCAUCACUCGCAUGAUCAUGGCCGGGUUUCCCUGGGUGAAGUGGAUGUGACUGCCGUCCUUGCUAUUUCGUCGACGCUUGUGUCGGCAAUUGGGCUCAAGAACCAUGCUCGCAUUGGGAAGGCUAUGCGCUUUGGAUAUAUUCAAUCCCUUCCAUCGGUGUUGAGCAACCCGUCUCACUUCCUCACGCUCUCCUGCUCUACGCUGCUGUUGCUUUUGCCUCUGGUUUCAAUCCGCAUCUAUGACUGGCUUGAUAAGCUUUUGUCGGGGACCAUUGCAUUCUCCAUGUGCUUCCUGGGGACGCGAUUGGUGAAGACUCUGGGCUCCAUGCUUCUCAUGUCCUACUCCGGCCAGGGAGUGUCCGAUGUCAUCAAGGACAUCGAAGCCGAUCCUGCUGUGUUUGGCAUUGAUGACGCUCGAUUCUGGCAGGUACACUAUGGGCUUUGCAUGGCCAAUCUGAAGCUCCGAGUGACUGGGUCAGACGAGAAUCUCAUCCGGCUGCGGGAGAAGAUAUCCAGCCUGAUUCGUAACAGGUUGGGUGGUGGAUAUGGCACAGGCGGCCAAAGAUGGGAGGUAUCUCUUCAAUUCACGAUUGAGCGUACAUGA